Ipomoea nil (Japanese morning glory) is the source of this 2350-nucleotide messenger RNA. RefSeq names its product protein RIK. Lineage: Eukaryota; Viridiplantae; Streptophyta; Magnoliopsida; Solanales; Convolvulaceae. The record is from RefSeq and is a predicted model, not a curated record. Bases 199 to 1989 code for a protein of 596 amino acids. Gene Ontology annotation, molecular function: RNA binding. The transcript has 12 exons. Gene Ontology annotation, cellular component: nucleus.
GGCUAACCGGCGGGUUGCACUCCUCGGUUACGGAUCACCCGCCAUUUUGACCCGACAUAUUCCUCAUCGUCGUUCACCACCACGACGACCCGAUUAUAGACGCUCGUCCAGUAUAUUACGCUCCGUUCAAUCGGCGCAGCUGAUUAUUCUAAAGGGAAAUCGGUGGGAAAAAUUUUAACAUCGACAAUCGAUUAUCAAAUGACGGAGGAUAGCUUCCCAAGGGUUUCGUCUUCCGAAACCGCUUCGUCUACUGAUCCUUCAACGGUCAAACAGAGAAAAAAGAGAAAGUGGGAUCAACCUGCAGAGCCAUUGGUUUCAGCUGGAGGAUGCCAGCCUGCACUUCUUCCUUUCAGUAACAUUGGAUCUUUUGUUGGUAUCAUGCCACCAGGAAUAGUUCCAGUAUGCGGCACUCUUUUAGCAGCUCCCCUCACAUCGAAUGGUGUAACUUCCGUUCAGCAACAUGCUGUAGCUCUUGCUCAAAAAUUAAAUCAACCCAAGAUCCAGGAUGAGUUGAUAGCAAGAGAGAUUGUCAUAAAUGAUGCUGACUCCGCUGUUCGUUACAAACUCACAAAGCGCCAAACCCAGGAAGAGAUUCAGAAGAGCACAGGUGCAGUGGUAAUAACUAGGGGCAAGUACAGGCUUCCAAAUGCACCCCCUGAUGGUGAAAAACCACUAUAUCUUCACAUUUCCGCUGGAACACAUUUAGAAACAACAGUGGAAAGGAUCAAAGCAGUUGAUCAUGCAGCAGCAAUCGUGGAGGAAAUGCUGAAAGAGGGUUCAGUGAACAAUGGAUUGAAGGUUAAUCCCUCCAUGAGUACCUGUGUCUAUGUGGGCUUUGAGGCUGAAACAUCCUUGAAUAUUGCUGCUCGUAUUCGAGGACCAAAUGACCAGUAUGUAAAUCACAUUAUGAAUGAAACAGGAGCAACUGUUGUGUUAAGAGGGCAUGGUUCAGGAGAUUCCGAACCUGUACAGGGUGAAGAUGCAAAUCAACCACUGCAUUUGUUCCUAUCAAGCAAUAAUCCAAAAAGUCUCGAGCGUGCAAAGCUUUUGGCAGAAAAUCUGUUGGAUACCAUAGCUGCCGAGUUUGGUACUUCUAGGGUGUCUUCUUCUAAAGUCUAUGGUGCUGUUCCACCCCCACCACAGCUAUUGGCUGGAAGUAAGAGUUUGGGAAAUGAGUUGGAAGCAAAUAAUUUUCAAGCUGCUAAUUUGAAUGCAGCAAGUACAGGUGUAUCUGUACCAGCAGUUCCCUCAGUUACUGCUCCUGGUAUGGACAGUAAUGUUUCUCAAGGAAUUGUACCUCAGUCUUUAGGCUCGUUGAAUGCACUGCCAUCUCAACCAAACAUGAAUUACUACCCCCAUAUGUCAAUCUCAAGUGGAACAAGCUAUAUGGGUUAUGGUGGGAUUUAUCCCCAAGUCACACCCUUGCAACAAGUUGCCUUAGCCCUUAGGCAGUCUACCUCUGUCACAGCUGCAGUCUCUCCAGAAACAACAGCAGUAAACACCAAGCCUCCAGCUAGUACGAUAUCCUCCAUCCAGAAGGAAGAGCGACCACCACAUAAACGCAAAUUUCGGGAAUUACCUGCUACAGGAAAGGGCACAGCUAAUCCCCAUCAGUUGCAGGACUUGCAGCCUCCAAAGCCUCGGGAUCUAAAUACAGAUGCUGGUGCAAGAGAUAACACAACUGUUCCCGCAAAGUUGUGCCAGCCAUCAUCUAGUGCAAUGCCGCCACCUCCUCCUCCUCCCAAGGUGAUGCCAUUGGCACCACCUCCACCACCAAAAUUUAAUUCACCAACCCCUGAAGUGCAUGGGAAAAACAAUACGCCCCCUAAACCGUCAUCUGAAAUCUUCCCUGAUACCCUCGUCAAGCUAAUGGAAUAUGGAGAUGAUGAUGAUGAUGAUGUUGAUGACAUUGAGCAUGCAGCUGCUGCAGAGCCAUUGCAGAGCAAAUCAAAUGUACCAGCAGGUCCAAAACCAUUCUGGGCUGUUUAAAAUCUGCAGAUUAAUCUUCUAGAACUUUCCAUUUUCGUAUUGAGGGUGAAAUUUUUUUGCACACAAGUACCUAGAUGGAGUUGCCGGAUGGUUUGAUGCUUGGUCUAUAGCAUAGGGUGAUGUUUAAUGGUGAUUGAUUUGUGCCUAUCUGAUCAGAAAUUUGAGGGUAGGGAAUUAGGGAUGGAGUAGGGGUUGCAUUCUAGUUCAAGCCCUUCUUUGUACUUUGUACCUUUGUUGUGGAUAUUUGUUGCUUGAGAAUUUUUAACUUGGCAUAUUAUCUGCAGCAUAUAUCAAUCUGUAAAAAACACUGUAUAUGGCAUUCUAUGUUUUGUUGAUCAUUUAAAUGGCAAAUCCAAUCCUA